AAUGAAGAAAGAGAGGAUAGGAGAUUGGGCCAAGAAGUCUAAUAAACAUUGGAAGCUUCACGCCUUAGGUUUGCUGCUCCUCUGCUUAUACAAACAACACUACACACCCCCUCGUGCUGUGUUAUCCUUUCCUUUCUUCUCCCCCCUCUCCGUAGAUACAUACAUAUAUUGUGUAUCUACAUCUAUCCGGCAAUGGGUUCAUCGGGAGCUGCAAAUUUGUGGGUUUUACUGGGGCUAGGCAUAGCUGGACUUUUCAUUAUGACCAAGAAAAUCAAGAAGACUAUCAAAGCUGAUUUUGGUGCUUUUGUUGAGAGAUUUCAGCUGCUUCCACCCCCUCAGCCUGCCCCUCCUAAAGCUCCUCAUCCUCUCACUGGCUUCUCUUUUGCUGUCUCUGAUAUCUUUGAUAUCGAUGGACAUGUAACUGGUUUUGGCAAUCCAGACUGGGCAAGGACACAUGAAGCUGCUUCCCAAACAUCACCUGUGGUUUUGACCCUUGUUGAAGGAGGAUCCACAUGUGUUGGGAAAACUGUGGUGGAUGAAAUGACAUUUAGUAUCAGUGGAGAAAAUAAGCAUUAUGAUACACCUACGAAUCCGGCUGCUCCUGCACGAGUACCUGGAGGAUCGUCUAGUGGUGCUGCUGUUGCUGUCGCUGCUAAUCUUGUUGAUUUCUCUUUGGGCGUUGACGUUGUUGGUGAUGUGAGAAUACCUGCCGGAUUUUGUGGCGUACUUGGAUUCCGACCUUCACAUGGUGCUGUUUCUCACACAGGAAUAAUUCCUGUUGCUUCAAGUCUCGAAGCUGUUGGAUGGUUUGCAAAGGAUCCAAAAAUAUUAGGGCUGGUUGGACAUGUGCUGCUGCAAUUGCCAUUUGGAGUUCAACGUAAUCCAAGGAGUGUAUUGAUAGCUGAUGACUGUUUUGAACUAUUGAAGACACCUGUUAGCCGCAUCACUGAGUCGGUGGUUAGAUCCACUGAGAAGCUACUUGGCAAACAAGUUUUAAAGCAUAUGAAUCUUGGGGAGUAUAUCAGUUCUAAGGUGCCAAGCCUACAGAAAUUGAAUAGUAACAAGGCCAAUGGUGAACAAAAGCCUUCGUCGCUGAAAUCACUCGCACACACCAUGCAACUACUUUGGAGACAUGAAUUUAAAAAUAACCAUGGUGAAUGGAUAACAUCUGAGAGGCGUAUUCUGGAUACUGUUGUGACAGCACAACUGCAUGAUAGUCCAGAUAUAACAGAUUCUGAAAUUGAAAACAUCCAGAAAGUGAGGAAUGACUUGAAAGUGGCUCUUAAUGCUCUUUUGAAGGACGAUGCCAUCCUAGUGAUCCCAUCAGUUUUACAUCCUCCUCCAAAACUUGGCGCAAAGGAGAUUUCAUCGGAAGACUAUCUAACUCGUACAUAUUCUUUGAUGAGUUUAGCUAGCAUGUCGGGUUGUUGUCAGGUUACAAUACCAAUGGGAUUUCAAGACAAGUCUCCUGUCUCUGUUUCAUUCAUAGCUAGGCAUGGCGGUGAUCGAUUUUUACUGGAUACCACAAAAUUGAUGCAUGCUUCUCUUCAGGAGCAGGCUGAAGCAGCUGGGAAGUCGAACUUGUCGAGUAAUGUUGUCAGCAGGGAAGCUUCUGCAGAGAUUGCAAAAGAAAAGGGAAAUCAAGCAUAUAAAGAGAAGCAGUUUAAGAGAGCGGUUGAUUUGUAUUCAGAAGCUAUUAAACUGAACGGUAAUAAUGCAACAUAUUACAGUAACAGGGCUGCUGCACAUCUGGAAGCGGGAAGUUAUCUUAAGGCAGAAGCUGAUUGUACAAAAGCUAUUGACCUUGACAAGAAGAAUGUCAAGUCGUAUCUAAGAAGAGGUACAGCACGGGAGUUGCUUGGCUACUUUGAUGGGGCAAUUGAAGAUUUCAAAUAUGCACUUGUUCUUGAGCCAACAAACAAAAGAGCUUCUACAUCUGCCGACAGGUUAAUAAAGUUGUUUCAUUAAUGAUCAAAUACAAACUGAGAGAGAAUUGCAAGGUCCUAGUCGGCAUGACUUGCAAGGUCCUGCACCAGACGAGUAAUGCAUUGAUCGCGUAUUUUGAAGUUAAAAGGGAAAUUAUUUGUUGUGGCUUCUGUUGAAUUGGUUCUGGAGCAACCACUCACAUUUGCCUGCGUUUCCCUUUAUGUUAUAGCCGAGUUUGUAUAUUGGGCGGGUUUUCCUUGCACUUAAAUUGGUUACAACUAGUUUAGUAUAUCACAAUUUUUUGUGCCAAAAUCGUUGAUUAGACUUUAAUUAGUUAGUCAGUGAUUUUAAGAAGAUAUAUUUUGAAUCAUAUAUUAAUCAUCAAGUGGUAUCAGGAAUUACUAUAGAA
Molecule: messenger RNA, 2335 nt
Organism: Daucus carota subsp. sativus
Lineage: Eukaryota; Viridiplantae; Streptophyta; Magnoliopsida; Apiales; Apiaceae
Product: outer envelope protein 64, chloroplastic
Exons: 13
Coding region: 193-1968 (591 amino acids)
Molecular function (GO): protein binding
Source: RefSeq, a predicted model, not a curated record